GAGUUCGCCCCAGCCUGUCGAAUUCCGAAACUCGGACCAUUUUGUCCAAGAACGUUGCAGUUAACUGAAGAAUUAGCAUUCCAGAUCUGAUUCCCUGACGUGCCUGAUAAUAAUGACUGACCAAUGCUCCAAAUUCUUCUUGCAAAUGCAGGGGGAAAGGGGUCGGCAGCCAUCCUCCUCCGCCUUUUCUGGGUUUUAUCAAAUUCAAGGGGGUCUUAUUGGCGUGCCACCCGAAAAUUCAUCGUGCCGGCAGAAAAAGCAAACUGCCCGGGAUUGCGAAGGGCUGAAAAAAAAUGGAGGGGCAAUCAACAGUUCAACUCAGCAAUCCGGGGAGUAAUUGUUUGGUUCCCCUCACACAGGCCCAGCACCUAUCUACAUAUCACCAUGAGCCCGAGUCUUCUGAUCUAGAGAACCAGCUUCUUCCCGGUCGCAUGCUGCAAAAGUGCGGGACGAAUUGAGACGGGAUGGCUGCGGGCCGGUCGUUCUUGCGACCG
Chaetomium strumarium is the source of this 494-nucleotide messenger RNA. RefSeq lists its product as uncharacterized. Lineage: Eukaryota; Fungi; Ascomycota; Sordariomycetes; Sordariales; Chaetomiaceae. The transcript has 2 exons. The record is from RefSeq and is a predicted model, not a curated record. Bases 124 to 408 code for a protein of 94 amino acids.